Vicugna pacos (alpaca) is the source of this 1795-nucleotide messenger RNA. RefSeq names its product thiamine triphosphatase (gene THTPA). Gene Ontology annotation, molecular function: thiamine triphosphate phosphatase activity; magnesium ion binding. The record is from RefSeq and is a predicted model, not a curated record. NCBI's taxonomy places the organism in Eukaryota, Metazoa, Chordata, Mammalia, Artiodactyla, Camelidae. Gene Ontology annotation, biological process: thiamine metabolic process; thiamine diphosphate metabolic process; dephosphorylation.
ACCCGGAGCCCCCAGGGUGCCGGGCUUAGCCUGCGGCCUGAGACCCGGGCCGCCCACCAGGAGCCGGGAGGGUUGGGGAUGAGGAGCAAAUCACAGCGGGGCGGCCUCGUUCCAGGUCCACCGCGGAGGUCGCAGCCCCCCAUAACCUAGCAGGUCUCUCAGGCGCCGGCCUGUCCUCGACACUGCCACAUCGGGCCUAACAUGGCCGCUCGUGCUGGGUCCUCCUGGAUGCACAGAGAGCCGGACCGAGGUCCGGGCCAGGGACAUCUCCCGGCAUUCCUCGCGGGCGUGGCUUGGGUUCCUUCCCCGUUCUCCAGGUCCCGCGAGAGGGAGACCCUUGGUUCUUUGAGGAAGUCCUUUGGAUUCAGGACAUCAGCAGCACUGGAAGGAGUCUAACUGGAGACCCGUCACUGUUGUUGAGCUUCAAAACAUCAGAGACAGACGGGCCAUCCAUCACAGAGGCAGGAAGAAAGGGCCCCCAACAGAGAGCACUGUGACUGUGGAGCAUGGCCCAGGGCCUGAUUGAAGUGGAGCGAAAGUUCAUUCCCGGGCCUGGCACAGAGGAGCGGCUGCAGGAGUUGGGGGCCGUCCUGGAGCACCGGGUCACUUUCCGAGACAGCUACUAUGACACCCCUGAGCUGAGCCUCAUGCGGGCUGACCACUGGCUGCGGCAGCGAGAGGGUAGUGGAUGGGAGUUCAAAUGUCCCGGAGCAACAAGUGUCUCCGGCCCCCACACUGAGUACAUGGAACUCACAGCUGAGCCUGCAAUUGUGGCCCAACUCUGUGAGGUGCUGGGAGCUGAGGUCCUAGGGGCUGGAGGUGUGGCUGCUGCUCUGGGCCCGCUGGGGCUGCAAGAAGUAGCUAGUUUUGUGACUAAGCGGAGUGCCUGGAAACUGGUGCUAUCUGGAGCUGAUGAAGAGGAGCCACCGCUCAGGGUGGACCUGGAUACAGCUGACUUUGGCUACGCUGUGGGUGAGGUAGAGGCCCUGGUGCACAAAGAGGCUGAAGUCCCAACCGCCCUAAGGAAGAUCCACAGCCUCAGCAGCAUGCUCGGUGUACCAGCACAGGAGACUGCACCUGCCAAGCUGAUUGUGUACCUACAGCGCUUCCGGCCUCAGGACUAUCAGCGCCUGCUCGAAGUGUAUGGCUCCAGAGAGAAGCCACAGGGGACUAAAGAUCCGGACAUGAGACUGGGCUAGGGUGUCACUUCCUCAGUGGGGACGAGAGCUCUGGGUCUAAUGAAGGUCCUUCCUGGGCUCACUGUGCUUCUUCUCUGGCUUCCCUUCCCACAGUGACGCCCUUCUCCAGCUCCGCCUGUUCCUUCACCCUACCCUCAGCUGUCCUUCCUGGAGCCCUCCUUAGCUGCCUCCUCUCCCUCAUCCGUCAGAUGCAAUCUGUGGGCCGCCCCUCUCCCCUGGCCGCUAAGCAGCCUCCAUUGAUUUCCGCUCGUGUUUAUAGGAUUUCCACUUAGCCGUGAUCAGUAGUUAAGCACAGGAAAAUCCCUUGCCACCCCCCCCUCCCUUGGUCGAUGCCAUUGAUUCUGCCAGCGGCUCCUAAACCGCCUUACAGCUGAGUUAGAGACGAGGCGAGGCAGCAGGGAUUUCCCUGCCCCAGGGUUGGGGGAAUAGCAGCAGGUUGGGGAAAUGGGUGGGAAUCUCUGUUAGAAAUCUAGGAGUUCUGGUUUGAUGUUGCCACUGUGCCCUGCUCUGGCCCAGAGGGUACAGUGUCUCCUCUGGAAAUCUGGGGGCAGACUGGCUCCCCAGCCCGGAGAGCGGUAAAAAAGAAAACCCUCAUG